AUGAGCGAGAAUCAUAUAAAAGCUUCUUCGAAGAAGCUCUCCCCCUCUUUCUUUCUCAAAUCAAUCUUGAUUUCUGGCAGCUCGGGGGGGGGGGGGUUCGUCCGCUGGGUCAUUUUCUUUUGUCCCUGGCUGGACAGAGACGAAGACUCGGUGUUGGACCUGCUCCUUCUUGCGCUCAGUGUUGUCGCCGAGUUGCUUCUUGUCGCCGCUUCAUGCGGCAUUGGGCGCCGAGCCCUCGGCGCCCCCCAAAAAUUCAGCGCCUGCGGCAAACGGCUCUCGCAUGCCAUGCGGAGGGUGUCAGGGGUCACUGUCCUCUUCCGUUGA
Molecule: messenger RNA, 324 nt
Organism: Pseudogymnoascus destructans
Lineage: Eukaryota; Fungi; Ascomycota; Leotiomycetes; Thelebolales; Thelebolaceae
Exons: 2
Coding region: 1-324 (107 amino acids)
Source: RefSeq, a predicted model, not a curated record